UCACCCCUCAUCAAACAAUUGACCACCAGCCCUUUUGACAUCUGACACCCCCACUCCCUCAAAAUUAUCAGUCAAAAUGGCCGCCACCGGAUCGGACGCGAACUUCUUCUUCAACAGCAUGCUGGCCAAGGCGUUGGUGCAGCUGAUCCCCAGCCACGAAAAGAAGCCCCUAAGGGUGUGGUUCAGUAGACUUUUGGAGCUAAAUAAAACCGUCAAAGAGGUGGAGAUGCGGGACGAGUACAUGUGGUUCAUGCUGAUGAUGUUGCAGUGCCAAAAGAUCCGGGAACCGUUCAAUCAUCCGCCCCCGUUAGAGAUCGAGCCCUUGAGGGAUUUGGUGGAUCCGAAGGUCUACGAGGAAAUUCUGGUGGCUAACGGAGAUACGAUGCAAUGGUUGGACAGGUCGAAUCUGAACAACGAAACCGCCCCCGAAUACGGUCCGGAGCGGUUCAAAGCCUCCGCCCCCGCGAAAUUUUACGAUAAUCAACCCGUGCCCCACGAGGGGGUCGUUUGUUAUAUAGCGGCUUUCAGUGACCAACGUUACCCUUAAAUUUUAUACUUUCGAAAUAAAAUGUUUAGUUGAUCA
Anthonomus grandis grandis is the source of this 583-nucleotide messenger RNA. RefSeq lists its product as uncharacterized. The coding region runs from base 77 to 547 and encodes 156 amino acids. The record is from RefSeq and is a predicted model, not a curated record. The transcript has 3 exons. NCBI's taxonomy places the organism in Eukaryota, Metazoa, Arthropoda, Insecta, Coleoptera, Curculionidae.